UUCCACCCAACACUUGUCCUGAAAAACCUUCCUAAACCAAAAUGGCUCUUUAUUGUCAGGUUACUUCAUCGCCUUCAUUAACUUUUAAAAGAUUGCCGCCUUUAAACAGCUCCUUAGUUGGAUCAUUCGGCAACAUCGUUGGUCGAGCUGGUAGAUCAGUACUCAAAUGUAUAGCUGCAACCAAAACGUCCGACGAAACCACUGUUAGACGAUCAGCCAAUUACCCACCUUCCAUUUGGCCACAUGAUUUUGCUCAAUCACUUACCAGUAACUAUGUGGGAGAACCGUUUGCCAAACGGGUUGAAAAGCUUAAGGAAGAAGUUAGGUUGAUGCUUAAUUCGGUGGAUCCAUUACAUCAACUAGAGCUUAUCGAUGACUUGGAAAGACUUGGAGUAUCUUAUCACUUUCAGGAGGAAAUAAAGAGAAUCCUUAAUAAGAUACACAACAAUAAUUCCAGCAAUUAUAACAAAAGAAAAGAAAGUUUACAUGUAGUAGCUCUUGAAUUCAGACUUUUAAGACAACAUGGCUAUGAUAUACCUACAGAAAUUUUUGAAAAUUUCAGGGAUGAGAAAGGAAACUUCAGGCCAUGCCUCAAAGAUGAUUGCAGAGGAAUUUUNUCCAUCCUCCACCUUCCUUCUUCCUUCUCCCAUCCAUUCACUCUUUUCUUUUUUCUUUCUUGCGUUUUUUUAUAG
Molecule: messenger RNA, 692 nt
Organism: Pistacia vera
Lineage: Eukaryota; Viridiplantae; Streptophyta; Magnoliopsida; Sapindales; Anacardiaceae
Product: terpene synthase 10-like
Exons: 3
Coding region: 42-692 (216 amino acids)
Molecular function (GO): terpene synthase activity
Source: RefSeq, a predicted model, not a curated record